Molecule: messenger RNA, 924 nt
Organism: Ustilago hordei
Lineage: Eukaryota; Fungi; Basidiomycota; Ustilaginomycetes; Ustilaginales; Ustilaginaceae
Exons: 1
Coding region: 1-924 (307 amino acids)
Source: RefSeq, a predicted model, not a curated record
AUGGUACAAGAGGCUGAAGCUCAAGAUGUCACAAGCAAGGCCAAAGGAGGAAGAAAGGGAAAGAUAAUGCAACUGCAAGCUGUUGACAACAAGGCCACCAAUGAGUCAGACACUGAGGUGAUCAAUGAUGAUGCUGAGGAAGAAACUGACUCCGACUCAGAUCAUGAUGACAAUGGAAAACAAUACAAUUUUCGUACCCUAGCAAAACUACUUGAGCCUGUCCCAAAACUCACUUCCCACAACUAUUAUAGUUGGAGCGCCCAUAUCAAGUCUUUCCUACAAUGUGUCCCCUAUGCUAUGAAGCACCUCAAUGGAGCAUGCAACAAGAAACAUCUGAAGUGGAGCAGAAUGUUUGAUGAUGCCUUAACAAAUGCACUACACAGUACCAUUGACACCACCGGAGAGUUCAAUAUCAAUUACUUGAUCCUUGACAUCAUCAGGGAGCACCAUAUGUUCCAUGAUGUAUGGAAGAAGAUUGAAAAUGGACUCACCAAUGAGGCUACCACCAUAUCUCGUUGCAUUGCACUAAUCACUCAGCUAGGAGAGCUCAGGAUGUACAAUUCAGAUGCACAAAAGCUCAUCCAAGAAAUAUGGACCAUCCAAACAGAGAGUAGCUUACUGGGAAAGCCAUUUGCCGAUGACACUCUAUUUUCUAAUCUACAAAAGUGUACUAUCCGACACCCAAUGUACAAAGAGACCAUCACCACUGUGAGCCAGCUCAGCUUUAGCACCCUCACCACCACCCUAUCCAUCUGGCAAUCAGCGAUCAAAAACAACCCUGCACUGAGGGUUGAUCCCCAACAAGCCAGUGCCAGAGUUGCCAGCAGUGACAACCAGGACGAACCACCCAGAAAGGACAAGAAGGACAAAAAGGACACUGAUAGCACCAGCACCAAGGUUGCCGCAAGACCCCGAAGGCUCUGA